AUGGGAAAGUACUACGACGAUACCAGUGAGGAUGUGUCUGGUAAACUCACCUUCUACCCCGACUACACCCUGAGUAUGCAUGUGAACCUCUAUGGCUGUGCCGUUUCUGUGAGCGGUGUGAAAUAUUCGAAGCUAACCGCUGUGGGCAAGAUGACUUACGAGUUCACUAUCUCUUAUGCUGGGACGGACCUCGCGAACCAGAUCAACGCAUGUAAGAAGAGGAUCAUUCGUUCCAUCUUUGUAUCGCACUUCAAGCGUCACGCUUGUGAUUUCGAGUUGAUAGCUCACAUGUUGUGA
Molecule: messenger RNA, 297 nt
Organism: Perkinsus marinus ATCC 50983
Lineage: Eukaryota; Perkinsozoa; Perkinsida; Perkinsidae
Exons: 2
Coding region: 1-297 (98 amino acids)
Source: RefSeq, a predicted model, not a curated record